CUGAAGGUCCUUGCCUAGAACCAUCAAAACUAAUAAAGAAAACGAAGAUGUGUGAAAACGAAAUAUGGCCUCCCCCAAAGUAAUUUGAUUGCAUGAGUUUGAAGACUAAAAUCCAAUAGGAGAUAUGUUGUAACAUAUGAGUCACAAAGAACGUGUGCUAAAGAUGAGACAGAAAGAAGUGUUGACCAAAACCUUCCAAGCCCCUGCUGUUGUUUGUAGUUCUUCAAAUAGUCACAUUUACAUGUUUAAAAAUGACAAUUCAGACUCAGAUGAACUGUCUGAAGAAGAACUAAAUGUGGAAUUGAGACCAAGGGGAAAGGAGCGACAAAAGAAUGCUGGAAGAGAGAGAGUAGGGGAUGUGGUAUUGCUAGAACGGGAACUCACAGAAGAUGAUAACCUUAACAAACUUGCUCUUCAGUAUGGUUGUAAAGUUGCCGACAUCAAGAAAGUAAACAACUUUAUCAGAGAACAAGACUUAUAUGCUUUAAAAUCUAUAAAGAUUCCAGUAAAAAAUUAUGGCAUCUUAACAGAGACAAGCAAGGAAUUAAAACCACUCCAAACUACAUCUGAGUCUAGGUUGACGUUCAUUCAAUUUCCAGACUCAGAUAAUGCAGCUACAGAGACUAAUUGUGCAAAAUCCAACCAACUGACAGAUUUUUUUAAGGAGAUUGAUCAAGAUAUUGAGAGUGCAAUACAAUCAGAAAUCUAUUUAAAUCAAGAUUAUUGCACAGAAACCCCAAACCAGCCUUUGCUUCCAAUUAAUCAGAAGACUCUGAUGAAUGGUGCAGACUGUGGAAUUCAAUGGUGGAAUGCUGUUUUUAUCAUGCUUCUGAUAGGAAUUAUUUUACCAGUGUUUUAUGUGGUCUAUUUUAAAAUACAGAGCACUGGAGAAACCACUAGUACUUUGAAUGGAACUGUAGGUCCCAAUGGCUCAAUAUCAACCAAUACAAUUCCAGGCAAAGCCCUAGAAUUGGAGAUUCCACUGAAGACUACAAUUUCUUCAGACAAUUUUGGACAAAUAGGAAGUUAAGCAUAUCUCUUCUUUAGAAAGCAAUGAAAUCUGGGUCUCACCUCUAGUAACUGGGUUCUCAUUGGGCAUGUGUUGGUAACUUCCUAUAGGUAAACAAUUCACAAUGAAGAUCUUUAGCCAUUUACUUGGAUUUUGUGAAAGAGGCCAGGACAAAUUAUCUGGCCACAUUUAUCUUUGUCUCAGGUACAGUCAUACAUAUGAAACCACUUUUUUUCAGGCACCUUAUUUCCUAGAAAACUAAGUUUAAAUGAAUUCUUUUAGAAAUGUGGUUGAAGCUAAAUUUCCUACAUGGAGUACCAUUUUGGUAUAUAGUAUUUAAAUGCUUUUUGAGUGUGUCCUCUAUUCUGAAAGUUUUUCCUCCUUAAUUGCAAACAAAAUUGGUAAAAACUAAAGGAGAUUAUAUAGUAAAGUAGAACUAGCUGCAACUUUUAUGCCUCUAUUCAAAAUGGGUAUUUUUAGUGUUAAAUGCUAGUAAUUAUUAAUCUUGGAUAAUAUUAAGAAGUCCCUUUUAUGCUGGGCAUUCUGAGUGACUUAACAGCAUGUUGCUACAACAAAAAACCAUCUAUGUGGAUAAAAGUAACAUGGAAGUGUUUGUGGCAAUAGGUAAUUCAUUUGAGUUAUUGAGUGACUCCUCAUUUCGCUUUUGAGAACCAUGGCUGAUUUCAUUGUAAAAAUUCCAUCUAAUUGAUCAGUGUCUUUGAAAAUUGAUUGCAAUUUGAUAUUUGGGGGUCUGAUGAUAGUAUGGUCCAUAUUAUAUCAAAUCUUUGGAUUUGUAUCUGUGGUAUCCAAUGAUUUGUAAUGAUAAAUUUAGCAAGUGUAAAGAGCCAAGCAUUUGGGGGAAUAAUAUUAAUAAUAUUAAUACUUUGACAGAGGUUACAAGUAUCUUCAUUACUUGAUCCACUUAAUUGUGGCAUUCACACUUCACACUUGCUUAAUUACUUGUUUUUUGACACAUGUCCUGGCAGUUCUUAUUUAAAUCUGUGUUUUAAAAUUAUAAAUCUUAAACUGCUUUAAAUCUUUUUUUUUCAUAUUUGAAAAUUUUUUUUUGUAUAUUGUAUUUUCAAAUGUGCUUAAAAUAGUAUUUUACUACUUCCACUACAAUGUUAGAAAUCUUAAAUUCUCUUAUUGAUAGUGUUAAAUAGCACUGGAUUAUUUCUCUGUUGACUACUGUUCAUUUUUAUCUGAGAGUAGGUUCUAGAAUUUCAGGUAAAUUCUCAUUAUAUAUGUUUUCAUUCUUUAUGUAAAGUUACAUAGUUAACUUUGAAAACUGUUUUGCUAUCUAGAUGAUUGGGGGAUAGGGAGUAUUGAAAAAAAUCUCCCUUAUAAAGUUUCAGCAUGGAUACAGUUGGUGCUGUCCUUCUACUGUGGCUUUUGAUAAAUAGUGAAUCAGACACUAAGAUCUUUUAGCCAUGUUUGGGGCAGCUGUCCAUACAGAUAGGGGAAAGGAAAUAAAUUCAAUUCCCUUCAUUAAUCCCUUUUUAACAUGCAUUCGUAUAGGGAAUACAUUGUUUAGUCCUGCAGAUAUUGAGUUGGACUAAUACAUUUUCAAAUAAAUGAUGCUAGUACAAUCCUAAGUAAAUAUUAAGAAUUCAGACCUUUACUAUAACUACUGCUGUUAAAAGGACAUUGAAAGAAAGUGUCAUUUAAGGUAUAUGUAUGGAUUGUCAAUCUCUAUUCUAUCCCUAUAAAACUUAACAUUUCGAAUGGUACUCAUUGUACCUUCCUUUUUGCUUUUUUUGUAUAGUAUCCAUCCUUAUUGUUAAUGUUAGAUGCUUGGGGUAAGACUGCCAAUAAUAUAACAGGGCCUGUUUCUCACUUUUCCUGUUUUGUGCUGUGAAUGGUACUGAAUACAGUAGAUUAAUUGCUUUGAAUCAGGGCUCUAGAGAUUUGGAGCCGCAAUGGAGCUGAAAUGGAGAAUGGUGGCUUUCAAAGGUAGAGAUGUGAUUAGUAUCAUGACUGCUAUGCCCAACAUGUAUUGAUCCUAUUUGGUAUAACUUGAAAAAAAAUCUUUGUAGAGAAAAAAGCAAAACACCCCAAAAUAUUGACCAUUUAUAUAUUUGA
Messenger RNA from Sarcophilus harrisii (Tasmanian devil), 3091 nucleotides. RefSeq names its product LysM domain containing 4 (gene LYSMD4). Bases 137 to 1030 code for a protein of 297 amino acids. The transcript has 4 exons. The record is from RefSeq and is a predicted model, not a curated record. NCBI's taxonomy places the organism in Eukaryota, Metazoa, Chordata, Mammalia, Dasyuromorphia, Dasyuridae.